Acanthoscelides obtectus is the source of this 4159-nucleotide messenger RNA. NCBI's taxonomy places the organism in Eukaryota, Metazoa, Arthropoda, Insecta, Coleoptera, Chrysomelidae. The record is from the annotation of a GenBank genome assembly.
AUUGUGUUCCGGUGGCAAGUCGAGAGAACGCACGCGGAUGAAAUAGAACUUGAAAACGAGACAUUUUUUGGAAUUUUAUAAGUAAUUUUGUUAUAAUUUAUAAAAAGCAAGUGCACAAAAUGUCAAACAACACAGCUCCGGACAGUUGGGAAUCUCAAGCCGAUUCUACAUCGACGAAUAACUCGCCACAACAUACUGCAGAUGUGACAACUCAUUUUUCCACGUUGAACGUGAAUGCUGUCGAGUUUGUGCCUUCAUACGCGAAAUCCUCCGAUAUCGUGGAAAAACCGUCGCCCACAAAGUCGCAGGAGUCCCAGGACAGUUCCCCACAACAUAAUCCCAUACUAAAUGGUACGAAUCCAGGUGACCAACAAGCAGAGGACCCUAGCGGCGGGUCUCCGCCCCCCACCGUCGACGCCCCUGACCCCCCUCCCGCCUCUUCAAGAGGGGGCACUCCUAGUCCCUCCCCAGUGAUCAGUGCAGGCAACAUCACACCCCCAGAUGAUGGAGAUGGGGGAGACAUUUCCCCUGUGGGUGGAAGCGUGGCAGAUGUGGGGGGCACAUGGGAAGAUGCUGCUGAUGAGGAUAGUGCUGAUGAAGCAGCUGGAGGGGAUAAGGUGGAAGCUUUGUUGGAUGAAGAAGAGCCGAGCUCUGAAGAGGCUCCUGUCAAGGUCAAGAAGAAGAAUCGACCCAAAGAGAGAGUGGUAGAAGAAAAGAAGGAGCAUGUUAAUGUUGUAUUCAUUGGUCACGUUGACGCCGGUAAGAGUACUAUCGGUGGUCAAAUCAUGGCUCUGACUGGUAUGGUGGACAAAAGAACACUUGAAAAGUACGAACGAGAAGCUAGAGAGAAGAGUCGUGAAAGUUGGUACCUCAGCUGGGCACUAGAUACUAAUCAGGAGGAAAGAGAAAAAGGAAAAACAGUUGAGGUCGGUCGAGCCUUUUUCGAGACGGACCGCAAACACUUCACGAUCCUGGACGCGCCCGGCCACAAGAGUUUCGUUCCAAACAUGAUAGGUGGCGCCGCUCAAGCCGAUCUCGCCGUGCUGGUGAUAUCGGCGCGCAAAGGCGAAUUCGAAACGGGAUUUGACAGAGGCGGACAGACCAGAGAGCACGCGAUGUUGGCCAAAACGGCCGGGGUCAAGUAUCUGGUGGUACUCGUGAAUAAGAUGGACGAUCCGACGGUCAACUGGGACGAGGCUAGAUACAACGAGUGUAAAGAGAAAAUCCUGCCAUACUUGAAAAAAUUAGGUUUUAUUCUGAAUAAAGACCUUUUCUUCCUCCCGUGUUCGGGACAGACAGGUCAAGGUCUCAAGGAUCAAGUGGACGAAAAAAUUUGUCCGUGGUAUAGAGGCCCCCCAUUUAUACCUUUCAUAGAUAGUUUGCCCUCAAUUAAUAGGAAACGAGAUGGACCUUUUAUAAUGCCUAUCGUUGACAAAUAUAAGGAUAUGGGCACAGUACUGAUGGGAAAAGUAGAAUCAGGAGAAUGCAAAAAGGGACAAGUAAUGCUCAUUAUGCCUAAUAGGACUCAGGUGACAGUUGAUAUGUUGUGGUCGGACGACGACGAAGUAACGUCGGUGGUGCCGGGCGAAAACGUCAAGAUCAAAGUGAAAGGCGUCGAAGAGGAGGACGUCAGUCCUGGUUUCGUCCUUUGCGAUUCGAUGAACCCCAUCAAGACGUGUCGAAUUUUCGAUGCUCAGCUGGUCAUCUUGGAGCACAAAUCGAUCAUUUGCGCCGGAUACAGCGCCGUCAUGCACAUACAUUGCGCGGCCGAGGAGGUCACCGUCAAAGCCUUAAUCUGUUUAGUAGAUAAGAAAACCGGAGAUAAAAGUAAAACUCGUCCGCGGUUCGUAAAACAAGACCAAGUAGCCAUAAUGCGAAUCGAAUGUGCUGGAGUUAUUUGUUUAGAACCUUUUAAAUCAAUGCCACAAAUGGGAAGGUUUACGCUCAGAGAUGAAAAUAGGACAAUUGCUAUCGGAAAAGUCCUGAAAGUGGUGGAGUAAACGACGCCAUCUCGUGGCCCAUGUUCAAUCUAGAGACUGUCGUAGAUCGUGACGAUUUAUAAAAAUAUUUUACCCGGACAAGUCCAUACGAACUGAUCGUCUUUUGAAGGCGAACACCACACAAUGUCGCCUAGUUGAAAAAAAGAAUAACGGAAAUUAAUUAAACGCGAAGACGAUUGUCGUAUUGUAAAAAAGGUGGUGCUGAUAUAGUGUGCAGAAUGUUACCACGAGUACCAUAAAAGUCGAACAUCAUAAAUCGAAGUGUUAGUUUCAAAAGACGUUAUCUGCAAUAGGGUGAAACAUAACCUUAUAUUCCGUAUUAGCACCGUUCAUUUUGAGUUUGAAGACUUUUUUAUGUUGUUUACUUGGUUUGUGCAUGUUUUCAAUAUACUUUGAGUAAUUAUCAAUAUGUGAGAAAUCUUGAGGCUUGUUUACCUGCAUUACUGUUGCAUUUGACAAAACCACAAAACGAAGAAUUUUUAUAGUCCAAACUUCUGAUAUCAGAACACUAAUUCACAAAUACUGAUUUUUAACUGGAAAUGCUAAAAUAAUUCUCGCCAACUACAAUUUAUAGGUUAUGUUCAAUCUUCAAUGUUCCUCGAGCUGUCAAGUCUGGAAAACACCUAUUUUUUCAUUGAUCUUAGACCCACCAUAACCAUUUGGUGUUCAAGCUUGCCUCAAAGAACCGAAUCUCAGUUUUAAUUCCUCAAUCAAGAAUUAGGGUUGAGACACAAUUUUUUGAUACUGAAGGAAAUGGAGUAUGGUGAGGAUAAUAAUAAUAUUAAUAAAUUCGUCUUUAUUAAACAUAUGCAAAUACAAACCGAUGUAACACCAGUGGCUAAGUUUAGCCGUGGGCUAUUCUUACAGUUAUCCACUAGUGUGGAAAGGUAUACAAAGUAUAUGAUGGCAUGAGAAGAACAAUAACUACAAAAUACAAGAUAUUUUAUAAUAGCAUGAAUGGCAAAGUAGAGCAUGUUACACACCUAAAAAAAAAAUAAGGAAAAGGUUGGCAUCAAUAUUAUGCAAUGACUAUGUAUAGUGUUUUCCACUAUUACUCAUUAAUAAUAAACCUUAUAUCUUUCCUAACUAUGAGUUAGCAGCUUUGCCGGUAUAAGCACUAGCGCAUUGUAGGUGAAACUGCACUGGAUUAAAGAAGUAUUAUGAUGGGAAAUAGUGAUUGUGAUUCUAUGCCUGAUGGUUUUAUUUUGCGGACUAGCUUUAAGAAUGAACUUUUCUCAAAGAUAUUGAGUCCAGAUGCAAGCAUUAAUUUGUGGAUGAAAAUAAAAUAAUUACGCUUCACCAAAUAGGGCAUUUUCCAACCAGUGCAAAAAAGUAAACAUAUUUGAGACAUGAUCAAAACGUCUUGGACCAAAUAUACAUUUUACGCAACUGUUCUGAACAACCUGCAGUCUGCUCUUAGCUAUGACAUUGAGGCAAUGAUGAAAUAAAAUAUUACGGUGGGCAAGAACUGGUAUUGAUGAUCUCAUAAAAAUUGCUAGAUAACGUUUUUUGGCAUUAACACCGCGAAAUGGCAACGGUGCUGCCGACUUAUGGUAAAACUCGACCGGUGUUGAAAUUGUUGCGAUUCGCACUUCUUACGAUUCUUGAGUUCUACAGUAAUUUUGGUAAAAAUAUUGUAUAAUGAUCAUUCUCGAACAAGUGAUUGUGACAUGUGAACGACUUUUUCGACUAGAGGACAAGAAAUGUUGGUGCUAUGGUUUUAUUUAUAAAUCAAUCUGUUCCUCUUAAUGCCUUUAACAUGAAUGAAGAUUUUCGGACGGUCACCUGGUACAAAUUUGCUUAAACGUUCAAUAAGCUAGUUGACACUCUUUUUAAGUAGGACUGACAGUUUAUGUUUGUUCUAUUUGACUACAAAAUCAAUACUGUAUUUAUCUUAGACAGGCGAAAACGCUGUCCGCCAUGUUUGGGCCAUAUUAAUGUGCUCUGACACCAUAUCAUUUGUAAACAGCAGCAUAACCUCUCAAACUUUUAAACAUAUAGUCAUAUUUGCAAAUUUCCCCUAAGUAAUUGUAGUCUGGUUUUAUUAGUGCGAGUUUUUCAAGGGGGUAUAAAAUUGGUAAACCACUUUUUGUGGGAAAACUUUUUAUUUGACAACAAAAAAUGAGAAAACAAGUUUUUUGGGAUUCAAUCGAAAGUGU